AUGACCUCUCGAAGCAUCCACAAGCAUCUCAGGCGGAGUCAGUCGACCAACGGCGAGCCCGUAGCGGACGCGGAACGCGAGAGGCAGGGUGCCACGGGGGCACGCAAGAGGCAGGAGCCCUCACAGGAACAGAGCCGGCGGCAGAGCAAAAUCUCGCAGACAGAGAGCGAAAAGCAGCAAGCUGCCGCCAACGAGAAGCUGGGCGGGGACCGCAGCAACAAGUCGCCGCAGGAUGACGGCAAGGACAAGGAUCACGCCGGCGCAAGGGAGGGCGAGCACAAGAAGAAGGCCGAGGACGGAGCGAAACACAAGGAGCAGGCACAGACGUCGAGCACGUCGCAGCAGCAGCACGAGACACCCAAGCAGCAGCAGACGGCCACGACCUCAGCCCCGGAAAAGAGCUCCGAGAAGCCACCACCGCAGCAGCCACACCAGGAGACGAGCACGUUCAGCUCGUCAGCCUCGCAGGCUACCCAGGGCGCCGCGACCAAGGAUGCAACCCAAGCCGGCUCGUCUGUGCCUCCAGCACCCUUGCCGCAGCCGACACCGGAGCCCGUCGCGACGAAGGCCGCUGCACCCGACCCGUCAGAGGCCGCAGCUGCCGCCGUGCUUCCCCCAGCGGCCCAUACGCCGUCAUCAGCUAGCAAGACAAUCGGCCCAGCCGUCGGGGUCAGCGUCGCGGGCUUGCUCCUCCUAGGAAUCCUGUUGUACAUUGUGGCGCAGCGCCGAAGCAAGAAGAAGCAGGAGCGGUCGAGGAUCAGCAGGGCCACGCUCACGUCGAUCGCAGCCGCGCCUCGCCACAGGGAGAUGGACGAGGUGCGCCUGACGUCGAUGUUUUCGCCAUCGUUUGGCAAGCACGGCCGGCAGCUGUCGGCGUCGUCGUCGCUCCAGUCGCACUCGAUCGCUUCGUCGUACCACCACCCCAGCCAUCAGGUCAUCCUGCCGCCGUCGCGGGACCCCUUUUCGGAUGCCAACGCACCGGCGGCACGUGGACCAUACCCGCCAAGCUCGGCGUCGAACAACGCGUCGAUGAAGAGGUGGACAAGCACUCGCCGUCCACGGAUGGCGCCGCCGGCCUCGGACUCGGAGAGCACGUUGCGCAGCCUUUCACGUCGGAUCUCGCUCGAGCCCCACACGACGCUGGCUGCCACGUCGGACGUCUUCCCAUUUGCCAGGUCGGGCGAUCCUACUUUGGCAAAGGCAAGGGAAGAAGCGCACUUGAACGACCCUCCUCACUCCGGACUCGCACCUCCUCCGCCCGGCGGGCACGGGGUGGGCGAUGACGGCGAAGCAGGCUCGAUGGGCGCCGCAUCGCCCAGCACCGAGAUGUACCAGCACAUGUCCUACUACUGGAAGCGGCAGAGCGAGCACGACGCCGACGAGUCCCGACGCGCCGCCGCAAGGGCGAUGGCGGCGGACGCGGCGAUGCCGUUGCCUCUGCCUCUGCCCCGCAAUCCUGGUCAUGCCGAGGGGAGCGGGAUGACGGCGCAGCAGCAAGAGAUGCUGGCGCGUCUGGCCAGGACGCCAUCGGUGUUGACGACGGGCACGCUGUCGAUGUACAGCCAUACCUCGAGCACCGCCGACGAUGCCGACCUCUCGCCCAUCUACGAGCACUCGCCCGACAUCCGCGCCCAGCGGUACUGA
Pseudozyma flocculosa PF-1 is the source of this 1644-nucleotide messenger RNA. RefSeq lists its product as uncharacterized. Bases 1 to 1644 code for a protein of 547 amino acids. The transcript has 2 exons. The record is from RefSeq and is a predicted model, not a curated record. Lineage: Eukaryota; Fungi; Basidiomycota; Ustilaginomycetes; Ustilaginales; Ustilaginaceae.